UUAUGGAAUGUCAAAUAUCGAACACUCCUGGAUGAAUGAUUGUACAAAACCAAACCGUCACCCUCAUAAGAACCCUCAAAGUAGUUAUUCCGCCGAGGCAUUAAUUGGUCAUCAAGAUCACACCGAUACGUCACUACCCAAGCAAAGGUACCGACAACAAGCACCCUAUCCAACGACAAAUAAAGCACUGCCUAUUCCAACAUUUUUAUCUGAUAAUAUCGUACCAUACUUCCCACCAGUUGAAAUACCGCAAGAUAACAACUUUAUGCAAUCCAAUACGAACUAUCAAAGCUUCAACACAUCAGUGCAAAAUAACUCGUACGUCUCAAGCGGCCCAACAAUAACAUCCAGUUACUUACAGCCGUCAAGCUUGAUGCCCGAAUUCCAAAACUUUCCCUCGAUGAUUUCCGAUGAAAAAAUCGAUAGCAAGCAUUGUAACAGAAAUGAUCCAGUUAAACAGGCAUCGGUCGCAAAUCGCGCGGAAAUCGGUCAGGUUAACGCGGAUUGUGCAAGUACCACGAAUAAUUUCAUAAAAAAAUCGAAAAGCAAACAGCCGAAUGAAUCAAAUUUGCCCGGUAUUGUCGAUUUCGGAUUUCUCUCGAUGCCAAAUACCAUAAAUUCUCCCAUUUUGCCUGACGAUUUUCACACGCAUUCCAACUUCCUUCCGCCGCCAACACCCAGCCAACUUUAUCCAUGCAAAAAUCCCUUGUAUGGGAAGCAGUCGUCCGAGUUACUGCCGUUACCACCCGUUCCCGUGACUAGGAGUAGUACGCAGAAUUUCGACGUCCCGGCUGGUGUCACCGCUAAUGCUGGUUCGUCGCUAACGAGUUUCAAUCUUAGCGCAAUAUUUCCGGAGAUCAAUAAGGGGAGUAUGCCAUUGCCCGGUCUUUAUCCAGAUCCUGCGAAGAAUAAGAAUUACAACUUUCAGAGGAAUUACAUUGGCAGUUCUGUACAGGUGUUUAAGUCGACAUCAUCGACAAGUUAUGUCAACUCUCUGUCUACUUCGUAUGCUCCGUCUAAUUAAAUUAGUGGUUGUGUAUUGAGAGCUAAAACGUUUACUUCCGUAUCAGUACUUUGUAAAUAUUUAUUGUUUUUUAAAGUGUACCUGAUUAUUUUUAAGAAAGCGUUUAAGUUUAA
Photinus pyralis (common eastern firefly) is the source of this 1137-nucleotide messenger RNA. RefSeq lists its product as uncharacterized. The coding region runs from base 8 to 1024 and encodes 338 amino acids. The record is from RefSeq and is a predicted model, not a curated record. Lineage: Eukaryota; Metazoa; Arthropoda; Insecta; Coleoptera; Lampyridae. The transcript is spliced from 3 exons.